AUGAUCGCCAUUGGUGCUCUGCGACGGAGUAGCGUCAUUGCGCUUGUCGCAUGCCUCUUGCAAGUUUCCUCCGCAAAGGAUCUAUAUCUCGAUUGCAGCUCCUCCAAUAGCGGUGGCGAUGGCAGCAAAACAAACCCGUUCAGCUCAAUUAAAGAAGCCAAUCAAGCUGUGCUAAGCGCGGGAGACAGCUUGAAUAUCAAGUCAGACACCACAUGCUCUGGCACCCUUUCACCACAGGGUAGCGGUACACAAGAUCAGCCCAUCGUCCUCACUAGCUAUGGUGACGGUCCCUUGCCUAUCAUCAAUGGGUCCGGAGCCGCAGAAGCAGUGAGCCUUACCAACCAGGACUAUUGGGAUGUCUCCAACAUAGCCGUGAUCAAUCCGGCCGCUAACAUCGCCUGGCGCCGCGGUAUCCUCGCAACGUCGUCCGACGGAACCGUGCACCGGGGUCUAUCCAUUCACGACGUUACAGUCUACAACGUCGCCGGUGAGACCAACAAGGCCACACAAUCCGAUGCAUUCAUCGCCUCGGGCGGAAUCCUCGUUAACGGUACCGAGCAUAAAAGCCGGUACGAUGACGUCCAGAUAUUCAACAACACAGUCUAUGACUGCGGGGGCGGCGGCAUCAAGGUCCGUGUAGGCCAGAUGGAUAAUCGCGGCGAAGGAGUACACGUGUUCGCCAACAACAUCUCCUACGUCGGCGGAGACGGAAUCGUGGUAUCCUACGGCGCUUCACCGCUCAUUGAAAGCAAUCUUUGCGGAUUCCUCGGACAUGGAGAGUAUCCUUGGACCGGGGGCAAUUUUGCCGGAAUCUGGGUUCUGGGCUGUCGCGAUGCGGUCAUGCGAUUCAAUGCCGUGCACGACUCUCUCAUGUCGCAGAUAGACAGUGAGGCCUUCGAUUGUGAUUGGGGAAAUGAGGGUACCUGUACUGUCGAGUACAACUACAGCCACGAUAACGCUGGCGGUAUAUUUCUGAAUUGCGAUGGCUGCGGUACCCCUGGCGGAGCGAGGCAAAUCGUUCGCUACAACAUUUUCCAAAACGAUUGCCGCAUGUAUAGCAAUGGAGACAAUGUGGAGAUGGACUUCUAUAACAACGUUGUCUACUGUCCGGAUAAGAAGUUUGAGAUUGCCGUCCCGCCGAAGACGAACUUGUCGAACAAUAUCUGGGUUGGCACUAAGGAUUCGACCUUGCCCACGGGUGAUUCAAUUGAGUGGCAUGGAAACCUUUUUCAGACUGUGCCACAGCCGGAUGAUGCAGCGGGCAUUGCUGAAGAGGCACAAUUUAUGGAUCCGGGGACAGGGAAAGACACCAUCGACUCGGUGGAUGGGUAUAAAUUGCGAUCGGGGAGCCCUGCUCUACUGAAAGGGGUGGUUGUAUCUGAUAAUGGAGGGAGAGACUUCUGGAAUAACGAAGUGUCGUCUGAGGAACGGCCGAAUAUUGGAUCUUACAAUGGAAAGGGUCUGUGA
Aspergillus pseudonomiae is the source of this 1467-nucleotide messenger RNA. RefSeq names its product right-handed parallel beta-helix repeat-containing protein. Lineage: Eukaryota; Fungi; Ascomycota; Eurotiomycetes; Eurotiales; Aspergillaceae. The coding region runs from base 1 to 1467 and encodes 488 amino acids. The record is from RefSeq and is a predicted model, not a curated record. The transcript has a single exon.